UUUGAACAGCGUCACUGCGUGCAUACAGAUACUGAGAUGUCUUCCCAAUCCCAGCCCGAAGGCGAGUUGCCAAUCGGAGAUCCUCGAAUUCGCCUGUGACAACCGGUGGUUUCUACAAUUUCCACCACAUAAAGUCUCAACCUAGCUAGGUAUUGUUUUAAUUUUGCGGUUUCAUCAAGUUCUCUUGAUAUAGAGAGAUAAUUUCGGUAGAUUUUCUUUCUGAAUCAAGGUGUAGGUAAAGUGGGUGGUAGGCGAAGAGUGAGAUUAGCUUUUGUUUUGUUAUGGCUAUGAAAUACAGCAGUGAAUCCAGUGAUGAGGAGGGUAAAGUAGCAAGAAGAGGAAGGGACGGAAGAGAGAGGGAGAGAACCCGGCCCGAUGAUAGAAGAAGGUGGCGUGAAGGAUCUGAGGAUGGUGAGGUGGUUGAGAGACAAAGGGGUGGACUAGAGAAGGAGAAGAGUCACAGAGAUGAGGGUGGAAAUAUGAGAGAAGGUUCUAAUGCAGAGGAAAAGCUGGUGGAGAGAGGAAGAAGCAGACCGGAGAGGGGGAGAGGUGAUAGGGACAAAGAUAAGCAUGGUAGGCGAGUAGGCAGGGAUAAGGAGGAAUUUAAAGAUUCUGUCCAUUCCAAUGAAGAUGCUGAUAAGCAGGCAAGGAGAGAGAGGUCCGAAAGAGAGAGAAAGCAUGUGCUUGAGGAUGAGCGGAGGCAUUCUCGUCGUGGUCGGGAAAAUGGGAAUGAUAGGAGAUCAGAAAGGAAAUUUGAAAGAGAGAGGGAUAGGACAGAUGAGUAUAGAAGACAGAGAAACAAUGAUGAAGAAGUUGGGUAUCGAAGAGAUAAAGAGAAUGGUGAGAGAAAUCAAUCACAAGGUGAUCAUAGGCAUUCCAGGAAGAAAGAGGAAAGUGAUAGCGGGGUAGCUGAAGAUUCAAAUCCUAAAAAGGAAUCAGCAUCAAGGGAAGGAAAAGUAAAUAUUGAUGCCGCUAAUUUGGGGAAGAGCGGUGGAGUUUACAUUCCUCCAUUUAAGUUGGCUCGGAUGAUGAAAGAUGUUCAAGAUAAAAGUAGCAAUGAGUAUCAACGUUUGACCUGGGAUGCUUUGAGGAAGAGUAUAAAUGGUCUUGUGAACAAAGUUAAUGCCACUAAUAUAAAGAACAUUAUUCCAGAGCUGUUUGCUGAAAAUAUGAUAAGGGGAAGGGGUCUUUUUUGUCGGUCAUGUAUGAAGUCUCAGAUGGCAUCUCCAGGUUUCACUGACGUCUUUGCUGCAUUAGUUGCGGUUGUUAACACUAAAUUUCCUGAGGUGGGUGAACUUCUAUUGAAAAGAAUAGUUUUGCAACUCAAAAGAGCUUACAAGCGGAAUGACAAGCCUCAAUUACUCGCUGCUGUUAAAUUCAUAGCACAUCUGGUGAACCAGCAAGUUGCUGAUGAGCUCAUUGCUCUAGAACUGCUCACUCUUUUGCUGGAGGAGCCUACUGAUGACAGUGUUGAGGUGGCAGUGGGUUUUGUCACUGAGUGCGGAUCGAUACUACAAGACCUUGCACCAAAAGGCCUGCAUGGUAUCUUUGAGCGGUUUCGUGGCAUUCUUCAUGAAGGGGAAAUUGACAAGCGUGUUCAGUUCCUGAUUGAAGGCCUAUUUGCAAUAAGAAAGGCCAAGUUUCAGGGUCACCCAGCAGUCCGUCCAGAACUGGAUCUUGUGGAGCAGGAAGACCAAUUAACUCAUGAUGUAUCUCUUGGGGUUGAGAUAGAUCCGGAGAUUACUCUUGAUAUCUUCAAGCCGGAUCCCAACUUUUUGGAGAAUGAGAAGAAGUACGAAGAACUAAAGAAACAAAUCCUUGGUGAAGAUUCGGAAGAUGAAGAUGGUUCUGAUGCAGCUUCGAGUGAUGACGAUGAGGAUGACGACGAUGAAGAUGAAUCAGAGGACGAAGAGGAGAAGAUGCAAAUAAAAGAUGAGACAGAGACCAAUCUAAUAAAUCUUCGAAGGACAAUCUAUCUAACAAUUAUGUCGAGUGUAGAUUUCGAGGAGGCUGGUCACAAACUUUUGAAGAUAAAGUUAGAGCCAGGUCAAGAGAUGGAGUUAUGCGUUAUGCUCUUGGAAUGCUGCAGUCAGGAGAGAACUUACCUUCGGUACUAUGGUCUUUUGGGGCAGCGGUUUUGCAUGAUCAACAAAGUACACCAGGAAAAUUUUGAAAAAUGCUUUGUCAGUCAAUAUUCAAUGAUUCAUCGACUUGAGACGAACAAGCUACGAAAUGUGGCGAAGUUUUUUGCCCAUUUACUUGGUACAGAUGCUCUGCCUUGGCAUGUUCUAGCAUACAUACGCUUAACCGAGGAGGACACUACUUCCUCCUCACGUAUAUUUAUCAAGAUUCUAUUUCAGGAGUUGUCAGAACAUCUAGGCAUACGUGCACUAAAUGAGCGACUUAUGGAUCCAACAAUGCAGGACUCCUUUGAAUCUAUUUUCCCGAGGGAUAACCCCAAGAACACACGAUUUUCCAUCAAUUUUUUUACAUCCAUUGGGCUUGGAGGAAUUACUGAAAAUUUGAGAGAGUACUUGAAGAAUAUGCCGCGGAUGAUCAUGCAACAACAAGAGCAAGUGUUAGAAUCGGAACCAGAAUCUGAUGAUUCUGGAAGUUCUAGUUCAUUGGGUUCAGAUACAUCUAGUUCCGAGUCGGAGACAGAAUCUUCGAGCUCUAAAGAAAGUGACAGGGAUGACAGACGCCGGAAACGAAGGAAGAGGGAUUAAGGAUAUUGCCCUCUGCAUUGUUUAAAAAGUUUGAUGUGCUGUAUUCAGGUAGUGUUACAAAUUGUCUUGCCUUUUGUAUAUGUACAUCGCAAUGGCUGUGCGCCUGUUCGCGUGUUAUAUGUUCUUGCCAAUCCUUCUUCAUGAGUACAAUCGGGCAAUCGGGGGAGUUAUUCAAUUGUAUUGACAUUUUUGUAGCACUUGACACGCAUAUUUCUAGGUUGGUUUCUUUUCUUGACUAAUAUUUGCAUGGGACUCGGGAAGAUUUUAUUGCUACAUUGAAUUGUUUGUUGGUUUA
This is a messenger RNA of Tripterygium wilfordii, 3021 nucleotides long. Its product is annotated as pre-mRNA-splicing factor CWC22 homolog. Gene Ontology annotation, biological process: mRNA splicing, via spliceosome. The coding region runs from base 282 to 2726 and encodes 814 amino acids. Gene Ontology annotation, cellular component: catalytic step 2 spliceosome. Gene Ontology annotation, molecular function: RNA binding; protein binding. The transcript has 7 exons. The record is from RefSeq and is a predicted model, not a curated record. Lineage: Eukaryota; Viridiplantae; Streptophyta; Magnoliopsida; Celastrales; Celastraceae.